AUGGCUUACCAGCAAUACGAUCAAUAUGGUCAACAACUCGCUCAAUACGGUAGCAGCAUGGAUAAUAAAACAACCUUAUGGAUGGGUGAGCUUGAGCCUUGGAUGGAUGAAAACUAUAUCAGAACUGUUUGGUAUCAAUUAGGUGAACAAGUUAACGUGAAGUUUAUUCGGGACAAGUUCACAGGACAAAAUGCGGGUUAUUGUUUCGUUGAUUUUGUUAGUAAUGCGGCAGCCGUUAAGGCAUUAAGCACAGUUAAUGGUACGCUUAUUCCAAAUACUCAACGAGUAUUUAAGCUUAAUUGGGCUUCAGGUGGCGGUUUAACUGAUCGAAAGGAUGAUCGAGGUCCAGAAUUCUCUAUUUUUGUAGGUGAUUUAGGACCUGAGGUUAAUGAAUGGAUGUUAGUGACUACUUUUCAACAACGAUAUCCAAGAUACGGAUUUGUUCGUUUUGCUGAUGAGGCGGAACAACAGCGUGCUCUCAUUGAAAUGCAAGGACUAUUCUGUGGAAAUAGACCAAUGCGCAUCUCAACGGCCACUCCAAAGAAUAAAACUACUGGCAUUCAGACUCCCUUUUUCACUCAACCUGCACAACCUAAUCCAACUUUGAAUCAGUAUAAUGAUCCUAACAAUACUACCGUUUUUGUUGGUGGAUUAUCAGGUGUUAAUAGUGAGGAUGAAUUAAGAAGUUAUUUUGCCGGAUUUGGUGAAAUUACUUAUGUCAAGAUACCACCAGGCAAAGGUUGUGGCUUUGUUCAGUUUGUGCAUCGUCAAAGUGCAGAAAUGGCAAUUAAUCAAAUGCAACAUUACCCAAUCGGAAACUCACGCGUUCGACUGUCCUGGGGAAGAUCACAAAAUGACAAAACUGCAAUAACGACCGCCUAUCGGAAUCCUCAGCAAGCCAGUCCUUAUAAUCCCUUGGCUGGAAUGACAUCAGCCACCGCCUAUUCCUCUUAUCCCGCAACUACUCCUGCAGUCACAACACCUGUCGCAACGGUACCUGCUCCGAUCCCUCAAGUUACUGUUGAUCCAUUAGAACCGAUUCCUGUUCAGCGUAUGAAUGAAAUGUAUAUCUCUAACAAGGAAGGUCUAAUUGAGAGAUUGGAUACAGAUGGAAGUAGUUGGAGAGGAAUCUAUGCACAAUAA
Ambispora gerdemannii is the source of this 1143-nucleotide messenger RNA. Lineage: Eukaryota; Fungi; Glomeromycota; Glomeromycetes; Archaeosporales; Ambisporaceae. The record is from the annotation of a GenBank genome assembly.